Molecule: messenger RNA, 1886 nt
Organism: Zophobas morio
Lineage: Eukaryota; Metazoa; Arthropoda; Insecta; Coleoptera; Tenebrionidae
Product: photoreceptor-specific nuclear receptor-like
Exons: 8
Coding region: 140-1561 (473 amino acids)
Biological process (GO): positive regulation of transcription by RNA polymerase II; anatomical structure development; cell differentiation
Molecular function (GO): RNA polymerase II cis-regulatory region sequence-specific DNA binding; nuclear receptor activity; zinc ion binding
Source: RefSeq, a predicted model, not a curated record
AUGCUGUGUUGACUUUUACUUAACGUGUUAAGAAGCACUAAAUAAUAAUGCGAUGAAGUAUGAAGUCGAAUAAACUGCAGAUUUGUGUUUAUAAAUUAAAUCGUUUUCUCUGAAUACUUUUCUGCGAUUGGCGACAACCAUGGAUUGUUCUGUAUCACAAGCGGGUUCACUUCUGCCGUCUUUGCACCAGUCUUGUUCUCCGGAACAUCACUCUCAUCAUCCCAGUGAGCUAAGAACAUCUCCUGGAAGUGUGGACUGCUACAGUUCCGAAGGGGAUCAUCCUUUGGCGCUAUGCUUACCGAACUCACAAACAUUGGUCCAAGCGUCCAGAACUCCUCCGCCACCGUGGAGUGUUCCGACAAAAAAAGGCACCCCUGGUUUAAUUUGCGUUGUCUGCGGAGAUACGAGUUCCGGGAAGCACUAUGGCAUACUCGCAUGUAACGGAUGCUCAGGAUUUUUCAAAAGAUCCGUCAGAAGAAAAUUGAUAUACAGAUGUCAGGCUGGAACUGGAAGAUGUAUAGUAGACAAAGCUCACAGGAAUCAAUGCCAAGCCUGCCGUUUAAAAAAAUGUUUGGCCAUGGGAAUGAAUAAAGAUGUUAUAAUUUUAGCUGUUCAAAAUGAAAGGCAACCCAGGAAUACUGCGACCAUCAGACCUGAAACGCUGAGGGACAUGAGCGCAGAACAAGAACGGGCGCUAAGGGAAGCUGCUGUUGCAGUUGGAGUUUUUGGGCCCCCGGUUCCCCUAACUAUGGCUUUGACUUCAGCAAGAUAUUCACACAAUCUUUUACCCUCUGUUCCACCACCGACUUUGCCCAACAGAGAACCAACUCCCACAAAAGAAAACAGUGAUAAUGACGAGGAAAGCAUAGAUGUCACUAACGAGGAAGAAGAUACUCCUAGUUCAGGCUGCGGUGUCUCAUCUAGCAGUGGUCCGUUACGACCUGAACCUCAACCCGCUACUGGAUUAACAACAAGCCUAUAUUCUUCAUCGCACGAAACCAUUUAUGAAACGUCAGCGAGACUACUAUUCAUGGCAGUAAAAUGGGCCAAAAACUUACCCAGUUUUGCCAGUCUACCAUUUAGAGACCAGGUGAUACUGUUGGAGGAAGCAUGGAGUGAACUAUUCCUUCUCAAUGCUAUUCAGUGGUGCAUGCCCUUAGACGUAUCUGCCAGUCCUUUAUUUAAUAUCAACGAACACGUAAAAAAUGGACACUCGGCUACCGAUGUCAGGAUUUUAGCUGAUACUCUUAUGCGUUUUAAAGCUAUUCACGUAGACCCCGCUGAAUUUGCUUGCUUGAAAGCAAUCGUACUUUUUCGCUCAGAAACAAGAGGUUUAAAGGAUCCAAGUCAAAUCGAAAAUUUACAAGAUCAAGCGCAAGUGAUGUUAUGGCAGCACUGUAGAACUCAACUUCCUGGUCAAGUGGCUAGAUUUGGAAGAUUACUUUUAAUGUUACCAUUAUUGCGAGUAGUUCCCGCGGCUAGAGUAGAAGCAGUAUUUUUUCAAAAAACUAUAGGAAAUACUCCGAUGGAAAAAGUUUUGUGCGAUAUGUAUAAAAAUUAAUGUAAUUAUUUACGUAAAUUUUCAUAUAGUUCUUGUCACUAUCAACGAAUCGGUUUAAAUAAUAUCGCUUUGCACCGUUUACACGUUAAGUGGAAAUAAUUAACGUUUGUUGUUAAGACUCCAAGCGUGGCAUUAAAUUGAUCUAAGUACUACAAGCGGUGCAAUUGGCUCGUAAACGAAUAAUGUACACUCUAAUUUAAAUAAAACUGUAAAUAUUGUGUAGCUAAAAGCUCAUUUUGGCACUAAAUUAAAAUAUAUUAAACCAAGAAAAUUUCAUUGUUGUCACAAAAACACUUAUGAAUGUUACGAAAGUAUUAACAGAUUC